UUACCGACAUAGUUCGCGGCGUUUAGUUUAGAAAAAGCAACCAACGUAGCGCAACGAAUAUUUGCCUGUUUUAUACAUUAUUGUAUGAUUUCAGAAAGAUUUUCCAUUCGUUCAGCUCAAGAUGACUACCAAGCGAGCCUUCAACGUUCUGGAACAGAGGAACACUAACGAAAAUCAACAUAUUGGCAAAACGCCAUUGAUCGGUAAAAAUGAACCUCGCGCGCCAUUCAAACUAGCUCUAAAAGAUCUCACAAACAAUUCUUCCUCGCGAUCAAAUUUCGCCACAAAAUCACAAGAACCAGCUACCAAAAAACCUCUACAGCAAAAAUCAAUUGCUUCCUCGGCUCUGCACCGCAAGAAGUCUCCGGAAAGCAUUGCUCAACAGACCACCAAGAAGCAGCUACCGUUCACAAUCUUCACUCCACAUGAUGCAGAAUACAACCGGGGAAAGGAGGCCUGUCUGCGGGAAGAUUUGCUCGAGCAGAUGAUUGAGUUCACCGGAAGCGUAUACAAACGGGAAAUCAAACCGAUGAAACCGCUCCGAGUUCAGCAGCUCGAAUUGCCGGAAUUCGAUGUACCACAGAAGACCCCAAAGUCUGCGACGACACCGAAGGAUUUGCCUAGCAAUUUUCUGUUCAAUCUACCGGAGGUGGAAUUGCCAGAUCUGGAUUUCAUGUUAUAAAGAGGCGUUAGCCGACGGACGAAAUGGGUAAUGAUCUGUUUCAUUAUGUAGAAUAGUAAUGUAUUUGUAAUUUAUUCUCCUGUA
Messenger RNA from Topomyia yanbarensis, 766 nucleotides. RefSeq lists its product as uncharacterized. NCBI's taxonomy places the organism in Eukaryota, Metazoa, Arthropoda, Insecta, Diptera, Culicidae. The coding region runs from base 122 to 682 and encodes 186 amino acids. The transcript is spliced from 2 exons. The record is from RefSeq and is a predicted model, not a curated record.